This is a messenger RNA of Contarinia nasturtii (swede midge), 1122 nucleotides long. RefSeq names its product sulfotransferase 1E1-like. Gene Ontology annotation, molecular function: sulfotransferase activity. The transcript has 2 exons. The coding region runs from base 51 to 995 and encodes 314 amino acids. Gene Ontology annotation, biological process: sulfation. Lineage: Eukaryota; Metazoa; Arthropoda; Insecta; Diptera; Cecidomyiidae. The record is from RefSeq and is a predicted model, not a curated record. Gene Ontology annotation, cellular component: cytoplasm.
GACUAUCACUUCAGUUUUGGCAACUUAUUUCACUGAAUCAUUUCAAUAAAAUGUCAAUUUUGUGUACCAAAAUAGAAAACGUUUCGGAACCAAUGAUUCGUGCCAGAAUCGAUCCAUCAACAACGGAUAAAUUUCCAUUCGGCAGUGAUUAUGCAUUUUCAUCUUGUGUUCUUCCUGAAAAGUAUAUAAAAAUUGCAGACCAUAUUCAGAACUUCAAAGUUCGGCCGGAUGAUGUAUGGGUGUGUAGCUUUCCAAAAUCGGGCACAACGUGGAUGCAAAAUAUAGUGUAUCAACUCAAAAAUAACUUGAUAAUGUCUGAAAAUUAUAUUACCCCCAUUUAUGGAUUUAUUGAAAAUUCAAUGCUUUUUCGAAGCAAUGCUGACGACGCAUAUACUGCCAUUGCUCAAGAGGCGACUGAUUUAAUCGAUGAGCUUGAUAAAUGGCCGUCACCAAGGAUAAUUAAAUCGCAUUUACCAGCAUAUCUGUUACCGCAAGACAUUUGGACCGUCAAACCAAAAUUGAUUUACACGUAUCGAAACCCUAAAGAUGCAGCCGUUUCGGAUUACCAUUUUAUACACAAUUCGAAAAAUUUUAAAUUUACUGGUUCAUUGGAGGAAUAUUUGGACCUAUUUUUGACUGACCAACUUGAAUACGCCCCAUUUCAUGCAAAUGUGAACAGUUAUAAGCAAUUAAAGCAAUUAGAUCACAUCAUGCUGAUUACCUACGAAGAAUUAUCGGCGGAUCUAGUUGGCAUCAUUAAACGAAUUAGUGAAUUUCUAAACUGCCAAUAUAAUGAUGAUCAAAUGGAACGAUUGGCAGAAUAUGUUUCAUUUCGAAAUAUGCGAACUCAAGGAGAAGAACCGAAAUUUUUUCAAAAAGACUUCAACUUUUUCCGCAAAGGUAAGGUGGGUGGUUUUCGAGAUGAAAUGAACGAGGAGUACAUUCGACGCUUCAAUGAAUGGGAAAAGGAGCAUUCUUAUUCGGAGGAAAAAUAGUCAUUCAUAACAUUUGAAUGUUUUUUUUUUCUAAGGGCAAUCUUAUUUCUUUAAAUUUGAAUAAAUGGUCUGCGAAUUGUACAAUUUUAUGAUUUUCAAAUAAAACCUGCUAUAUAAAGGAACGGAA